AUGGCAGUCGGACUUCAGGUCCGGGCUAAGGCUGAGAGACUCUGGCUGCUGCGGAUCGGGGAGCCGGUUGGACCAGAACUUGGCCUGCGUGUACCUCCCGCAGACCCCGCGGUGAUGGUCCUCCUCAUCCUGGCCAGGACGCUGCCCCACAUUGAGUCCCACAGAACAACCUAUGAGCCUGGCUCCCCAGGAGGGCCCUGUCCCCAGGAGGGGGAUCAGAAGAUCGUGGCUGGAGUCACCUGGGCGCAGCGUUUGAUGUGGCACCUGCAGCGGCAGAACCGACACCCAACCAAGAGGACGCUGCAGGGAGCCGGCAUGCAGACGUCUGUCCCGUCUGUUCACAGGGCCCAGUUCCUGGCCAGCUUUGGCCAAAGCGAGAGACUGGACUUCGGAGAAGAUGCAGAAAGCAAAGAGGAGGGGAGCGGCCGAUGUCCCAGGGCUGUGGGGCCGCUGGCUGUCAAGGUCAGGCGGGACAUAGUGGGUCUUCUAGAAGGGUUUGUGGGCCAGCAGGGCCAUUUAACUGGAGGUGGUGGCCUCUGUGGGUCCUCCAGCCUUCAGAUUGUUAUCCAGGGCCACCAAGAGAAGCUGAAGCACAGGGCCAUUUGCGGGUCCUUUGUGUUUCUCUGCGUCCAGAGCUGCAGUUCUUCUCUUCACUGCUCUGCGUCCUCUGCUCCUACAGGUCAAAUCUAUGUGUCCUUGUGUCAUGCAGGUAUCCGCAAAUUUGUGACUGAAAGACCAGGACCCCCUGGAAGCCGAGAAAUGGGACUGUUGACAUUCAGAGAUGUGGCUAUAGAGUUCUCUCUGGCGGAAUGGCAAUGCCUGGAUCGUGCUCAGCAGAAUUUGUAUAGAGAUGUGAUGUUAGAGAACUACAAAAACCUGGUCUCCCUGGGUAUUGCUGUCUCUAAGCCAGACUUGAUCACCCAUCUAGAGCAAAAUAAAGAGCCCCGGAAUAUAAAGAAAAAUGAGAUGUUAGCCAAACACCCAGUUAUGUGUUCUCAUUGCACCCAAGACCUUCAGCCACAGCAGGGCAUAAAAGAUUCACUCCAAAAAGUAAUACCAAGAACAUAUGAAAAAUGUGGAAAUGAGAAUUUACAAUUUAAAAAAUGCUGUAAAAGUGUGGGUGAGUGUGAGGUGCACAAAGGAGGUUAUAAUGAUGUUAACCAAUGUUUGUCAACUACCCAAAACAAAACAUUUCAGACUCAUAAAUAUGUCAGAGUCUUUGGUAAAUUUUCAAAUUCCAGUAAGCAUAAGACAAGACAUACUGGAAAGAAUCAUUUCAAAUGUAAAAAAUAUGGCAAAUCAUUUUGCAUGCUUUCACACCUAAAUCAACAUCAGGUAAUUCAUACUAGGGAGAAGUCUUACAAAUGUGAAGAAUGUGGCAAAUCCUUUAACUGCUCCUCAUACUGUACUAAACAUAAAAGAAUUCAUAUUGGAGAGAAACCCUACAGAUGUGAGGAACGUGGCAAAGCCUUUCGCUGGUCCUCAAGCCUUAGUAGACAUAAGAGAAUUCAUACUGGAGAGAAACCCUUCACAUGUGAAGGAUGUGGCCAAGCCUUUAGCCGGUCCUCAGCCCUUAAGAAACAUAACCAAAUUCAUACUGGAGGGAAACCCUACACAUGUGAAGAAUGUGGCAAAGCCUUUAGGCGCUCCUCAGCACUUACUAACCACAAGAGAAUUCAUACUGGAGAGAGACCCUACAAAUGUGAAGAAUGUGGCAAAGCCUUUACCUUUUCCUCAGCCCUCACUGACCACAAGAGAAUUCAUACUAGAGAGAGACCCUACAUAUGUGAAGAAUGCGGCAAAGCCUUUAACUGCUCCUCCAGCCUUGUGCAACAUAAGAGAAUUCAUACCGGAGAGAAACCCUACACAUGUGAAGAAUGUGGCAAAGCCUUUAGGUGCUCCUCAGCCCUUACUAACCACAAGAGAAUUCAUACUGGAGAGAGACCCUACAAAUGUGAAGAAUGUGGCAAAGCCUUUAGCUUUUCCUCAGCCCUCACUGACCACAAGAGAAUUCAUACUGGAGAGAGACCCUACGCAUGUGAAGAAUGUGGCAAAGCCUUUAACUGCUCCUCAACCCUUAAGAAGCAUAAGAGAAUUCACACUGGAGAGAAACCCUACAAAUGUGAAGAAUGUGGCAGAGCUUUUACAUGGCAUUCAAGUUUUGCUAUACAUAGGAUACGUCAUACUGGAGAGAAACCCCACAAAUGUGAAUAAUGUGGCAAAGUCCACCCUCAGGCCUUAUAAUACAUAAAAUAAUUUAUACUGAAAAAAAAAACACUACAAGUGUAGAGAAUGUGGUCAGGCCUUUAACCAGUUCCAAACCUUAAUUGAACAUAUGAGAAUUCAUAUUGGAUGAAAAUCUUAUAAAUGUAAGUAACAAACCCUUUGACUAAUGCUUAAACUUAAUAAACCUAAGAGAAUUUAUUGAAAAAAGAAUUUUUUUGAGAUGGAGUCUCACUUUGUCACCCAGGCUGGAG
Molecule: messenger RNA, 2477 nt
Organism: Macaca mulatta (Rhesus monkey)
Lineage: Eukaryota; Metazoa; Chordata; Mammalia; Primates; Cercopithecidae
Source: RefSeq, a predicted model, not a curated record